This is a messenger RNA of Arvicanthis niloticus (Nile rat), 1859 nucleotides long. The record is from RefSeq and is a predicted model, not a curated record. NCBI's taxonomy places the organism in Eukaryota, Metazoa, Chordata, Mammalia, Rodentia, Muridae.
CUUUGUGAAGAAACCUGGGUGUUAAUGGUACAGGAUUGGGUACCAUUGUAUGCUCCGGCUGCCUGCUAGUUAAGCUGGGGGACUCCCGUGGAAAUCAAGCAGGAGAAGGUGUAUUGACGAGAAUUCGACAAUGGAAACGUGGUCAGUUGAUCAGGUCUGCAAAUGGUUGGUGGAGAAAAAUUUAGGUGAGCUGGUUCCCAGGUUUCAAGAGGAAGAAGUCAGUGGGGCGGCACUCCUGGCCCUUAAUGAUCGGAUGGUACAGCAACUGGUGAAGAAAAUUGGACACCAGGCUGUCCUAAUGGACUUCAUUAAGAAAUACAAGCAGAGCAAUCAAGAACUGAAGCCCACGGGAGGCCCCACAGAGACAUCCCUGCUGACCCCGGCACAAGCAGCCCCUGAGGAUGAACAAAACCCCAGUCUCGCCAGCCAUGGGGAUCAGACAUUUUUGUGUCCAGCUGUCCUUGACAAUAGAGUCAUUGACCAAAGAGUAUUGAAACAGAGAAGAAAGGUAAAACAUGUUUUUGCAAGGCAUAAAGCAUUACAGUGGACUAAGUCCUACAUCUUACCAGAGUUUCCCUAUGAUGUCAAGUGCAUGUUGGCGGAACAGAAGCGCCCCGACCACAGCAUGCGGAUAAAGAUCAUUGGGUUUCUCCAGGCAGAUAUGACGAAGUACCUGGAAGGCUCCCUGUACCCCACCACCCAGCAGUACAACGAUGCGGUCAAUGCUCUGCUGCAGGCCCACCCUUUCCUGGAUGAGGACGGCUGCGGCUUUUUUUUAUGGAAACGAGCCCUCAAAGAUCGCUUUAAAUAUGUUCGGAGACCCAUAGAAGAUGAUGAACAAGUAAUGAGAAAUAAGUGUAAAUUUGGACACCGAAGAGGCCAGACAAGGAAGUCUCUCGCUGAUAUACAGUUGAACAAGAUUAAAAUUGUGCAGAUAAAAGAAGAAUCUGUUUCUUUAGAUUCGGAAGUGGACGAGCACAUUAACUGGUUCCAGCAAGAGUUUAUGAAAGCAGACAGGGACUGGACAGAAGUAAACAAGAGGAUGAGCCAGACUUUGGAAAUAAGAAGAAAGAUGAUUGGCGGCAGAACACCUCUCAAGGAUGUUCUUAAGAUGUUUCCCUUCCUGAAGUGCCCUUACCAGAUGUUCAGAGAAGUUCAAAUUCUCACAAAAACAGAUAUUUAUAAGAAAACAAGGCAUAUCCUGGAAUCCUACUCGGAAAAUAUACUGACUGCCUUUUCAGUGCUGGACAAUCCAAUCAACACAGCCCUGCAAGAGAAGAUGAAACACUACAAGGACGAAGGGGUGCUGAAGUAUAUGAAGAUGACUGCCACAUGUUUACUCCUUCCACAUGUUUUUGGGGAUGAGCCCAGCCUUUUUGUCGUUCUGAAUGAGAAGGUGCAUGUGUCCACACCUGUGUUGGAAGUUAAAAACCCUUUCCACAUCAACGGCUGUGAGUUUUCUUUGUAUCUGAACAAAGAGAAGCUCACCAAGGUGGAUGACUGUGUCACAGCUCUGGCUGCUUUGGUGGCUGCUUUCCACGUGUUUGGGAUCGAGUGUCCGAGAAGACUGUCCCAAACCUUCAACUUCCUAGAGACGUUGAUCUUUGAUGUGCAGUCCCCAGUUUCCCUCUUUGAAAGAGAAGGAAAUCAGGUCUCAACCUCCGAUCACUUAAGAGCAUCUGAAUGAACCCUGCAGGGUGUUGGAAGCUUCAUAAAUAGUUGCAGAUUCAUCUUAGAAUAUCUAUUGCCUUAGAGGUAGGGGUUAGAAAAAUCAUGUUGUCUCCAGCAUCAAUGAAUUUUUGAAGCCUCUCUAUAUUUAAGUUUUUUGUGAAGUUCGGUAAUAAAAUACUAAUUAAAGG